Messenger RNA from Cygnus olor (mute swan), 2258 nucleotides. It is a transcript of the gene SLC33A1, whose product is annotated as solute carrier family 33 member 1. The transcript has 7 exons. Bases 16 to 1647 code for a protein of 543 amino acids. The record is from RefSeq and is a predicted model, not a curated record. Gene Ontology annotation, molecular function: acetyl-CoA transmembrane transporter activity. Gene Ontology annotation, cellular component: membrane. Lineage: Eukaryota; Metazoa; Chordata; Aves; Anseriformes; Anatidae.
GGGCUGGGCCGCGCCAUGUCGGCCAAGCAGGGCGGGCGGCAGCGCCGCCCCGGCAGCCACCCGCACUGCCCGGAGGCGCCGGCGCUCCUCGGGGCCGGCCCGGCGGGCGGCGAGGUCGAGGCGUUGCUGCCGCCGCCGCCGCCGCCCCCCCCCCCCGAGCUGGGCCUGCCGGCGGCGGUGCCGGCGCCGCGGGGGUGCCGGGCGGAGCUGGGCAGCGUGCUGCUGCUGCUGGCGCUGUACGUGCUGCAGGGCGUGCCGCUGGGGCUGGCGGGCAGCGUGCCGCUCAUCCUGCAGAGCCGCAGCGCCAGCUACACCGAGCAGGCCUUCUUCAGCCUCGUCUUCUGGCCCUUCAGCCUCAAGCUGCUGUGGGCGCCGCUGGUGGACGCCGUGUACGUGCGGCGCUUCGGGCGCCGCAAGUCGUGGCUGGUGCCGACACAGUACGUGCUGGGGCUCUUCAUGAUCUGCCUGUCCCGCCGGGUGGACGCGCUGCUGGGCGACGGGCAGGGCCGCGGCCCCGACGUGGUGGCCCUCACGGCCACCUUCUUCCUCUUCGAGUUCCUGGCGGCCACGCAGGACAUCGCGGUGGACGGCUGGGCGCUCACCAUGCUGUCCCGGGAGAACGUGGGCUACGCCUCCACCUGCAACUCGGUGGGCCAGACGGCCGGCUACUUCCUGGGCAACGUCCUCUUCCUCGCCCUCGAGUCGCCCUCCUUCUGCAACAAGUACCUGCGCUUCCAGCCCCAGCCCCGGGGCAUCGUCACCCUCUCAGAUUUCCUGUUUUUCUGGGGAGCUGUCUUCUUGAUUACCACUACGCUUGUUGCCCUUCUGAAAAAGGAAAACAAAGAAUUAACACCAACAAAAGAAGAGACCAAAGGCAUCACCGAUACAUACAAGCUGCUCUUCUCAAUAAUCAAGAUGCCAGCAGUUCUCACGUUCUGUCUCCUGAUUCUCACAGCAAAAGUUGGAUUUUCAGCAGCAGAUGCUGUAACGGGACUCAAACUGGUGGAAGAAGGAGUACCUAAAGAACAUUUAGCUCUGCUGGCAGUUCCAAUGGUUCCUGUACAGAUAAUAUUGCCCCUGAUUAUCAGCAAAUACACAGCAGGCCCCCAGCCGCUGAACACCUUCUACAAAGCUAUGCCUUUUAGGUUACUGUUUGGACUAGAAUUUGCUUUUUUGGUAUGGUGGACUCCUAAAGUAAAACACGAAGGAGGAUUUCCUGUCUACUACUAUGUCGUAGUAUUGUUGAGCUACGCUUUACAUCAGAUCACGCUGUAUAGCAUGUACGUUGCAAUAAUGGCGUUCAAUGCCAAGGUUAGCGAUCCGCUGAUCGGAGGAACCUACAUGACGCUCCUAAAUACCGUGUCGAACCUGGGAGGGAACUGGCCAUCCACUGUUGCCCUCUGGCUCGUUGAUCCGCUCACGGUGAAAGAGUGCGUGGGGGCCCAGGAACAGGCCUGCGGAACCCCAGCUGCUGCAGAACUCUGCACGAAAGCCGGCGGUUCCUGCGUUACUACCUUGGAUGGUUACUACGUGGAAUCUGUCGUCUGUGUCAUUCUGGGAUUUGCCUGGUGGUUCCUGUUUGGGCCCAAGUUGAAAAAGCUGCAGGAUGAAGGACAGUCUUCAUGGAAGUGCAAGAGGACCAAUUGAUGCCAUUUAAAUAUUGGACGGACUAGCAUUUUGAUUUACAUUCAGGAUUCUUUCUUGAUGAAAAAAUGAUGUAAAGGAGGACUUAAGAGUAACGCACAAUACUCUACACCUUCAGGACUCAAUGCUCAAACUGCGUAGUGUAGCAGCUAGCGCACAAAACGCAGGCUUUGAAAGGAGAAGGCACGCGGUCCUUGUGGAGGCAGUUGUUAUUUUGGUGGAAUGAAGUGGUAGUGCUGGUUCCUCUGUCACUAAAAUUUGAACAGGGUAAAGAUCAAUGUGAGGAAAAAAUGCCUCUCUUCCCAGCCAGGGGUAAGAAAAGAAGAUCAGUGCCUUUGAAAGUGAUUUGGUGACGACAAACUUGCCAAAUUCCCAGUGAGUUGAUGUACAACUUGCUGUUGCAUAAUGCAAACGAGUUACAUCCUGUGGUAGAGCUGCUAUAGAAAUUUAUUACUGAUCCUUUAUAGUGGAAAUUUCCGGUUGCAUUUAUCAAGAAUGACUUCUUUCCUGAGUGCCUUAGUGAUGUACAGCAAGUACACUGUACGCCUAGAGAAGGGGCACUUGUAUAUUGGUGGAUGUAUAUCGUACAUCAUUAUUAAAAACAUAUACAAAAA